Messenger RNA from Cydia pomonella (codling moth), 1044 nucleotides. RefSeq lists its product as uncharacterized. Bases 1 to 1044 code for a protein of 347 amino acids. Lineage: Eukaryota; Metazoa; Arthropoda; Insecta; Lepidoptera; Tortricidae. The transcript has 2 exons. The record is from RefSeq and is a predicted model, not a curated record.
AUGCGGCGGUCAAUUAACCUAUCUCUAGGCAAUGGCAACCUUGAGGAAUUAAAAAGCCUCCAAAAUGCCAGCUCCCCUAGACGUCUGGCCAACGUGAAAAGUCUAUGGAGUUCACGUUCUGAUGCAGACUACUUCGAAAAGAGUCUAGACUACAAGUACUGCACAUGUAUUACAAACGUCACUAGCAGUGCCAAGGAGAUAUUUGAGCGGACGACAAAAGACAACGACAAACUAUCCCCUGAUACGCUUUUGCUUCUCAAACAGUGCGAACAUUUGACUUCGGAGCAGUACAACUCACUGGAACACCGGAGCCUAAACAGACAAAUAUCCAAGGCAGUUAGACGGGAUAUCAGGAGAAAAAACACGCAAAUAAUUCACCGCUUAAUAGAAAAACAUCGGGGCCCAAAGGUGUUUCAGAGGGCUACGAGUAGUGGCACUAGCCAGCUUAACAAACUGGAAGACGAAAAUGGCCAUAUAGUAACGGACACUUCAGGGCUGUUAAAUGUGUUAGCCAAAUUCUAUGACAAACUAUAUGAAUCACAAAAUAUACAGUACUUGACGGACAGUGCAGAGUGUUCACGUACAACUCUGACAAAACAUUACACCGGAGACAUUCCAGAUAUCAGUACCUAUGAAGUUAAGCAGGCUUUGAAGCAACUUAACGUCACAUCGAGAAUAUCACAAAGAUUGGACGAAUACCAGCCUAAAGAGCAAGCGGGCUUCAGGAGCGGUUUUAGUACAGUCGAUUAUAUUCUCACAGUGAGGCAAGUGAUACAAAAAUCACUUGAGUACAACCUACCACUAUACCUUGCCCUCGUGGAUUAUGAGAAGGCGUUCAAUACGGUGGAACAUUGGGCAAUUUUUGACUCCUUAAAGCGUUGCCGAAUAGACUACAGAUACAUCCAGCUGUUGAAAAACCUUUACCGCUCAGCGUCAACGACAGUGCAAAUUCAAGGCUCCAAAACAUCAAGACCACUCGGAAGAAGAGUGCGUCAAGGUGACGUAAUAUCUCCUUUUCACAAAUGCACUAGAAGACGUAUUUAA